Hyalella azteca is the source of this 8648-nucleotide messenger RNA. RefSeq names its product dynamin (gene shi). Gene Ontology annotation, cellular component: plasma membrane; cytoplasm; synapse. Bases 62 to 2725 code for a protein of 887 amino acids. The record is from RefSeq and is a predicted model, not a curated record. NCBI's taxonomy places the organism in Eukaryota, Metazoa, Arthropoda, Malacostraca, Amphipoda, Hyalellidae. Gene Ontology annotation, biological process: receptor-mediated endocytosis. The transcript is spliced from 16 exons. Gene Ontology annotation, molecular function: GTPase activity; microtubule binding; GTP binding.
UGCUCUGACUGAUGGUUGUAACUUGGUGUGUCUGAUAAUAGUGGGUAGAUAAUCUAACACAAUGGCGGGCAACGUGGGAAUGGAACAGCUAAUUCCUAUUGUAAAUAAAUUACAAGAUGCAUUUACACAAUUGGGAGUUCAUAUGCAAUUAGAUUUACCGCAAAUUGCCGUUGUUGGCGGGCAAUCUGCUGGUAAAUCAUCCGUCUUGGAAAACUUUGUUGGCAGGGAUUUCCUUCCUCGGGGCUCUGGUAUUGUCACAAGACGACCUCUCAUUUUACAAUUAAUACAUGGGCCUGUUGAAUACGGAGAAUUUUUGCACAAAAAGGGUGAGAAGUUCAUGAAUUUUGAUGCCAUCCGGAAAGAAAUUGAAGAUGACACAGACCGGAUCACAGGCAACAACAAGGGCAUCUCCAACCUGCCCAUCAACCUGCGCGUGUACUCCCCCAAUGUCCUAAACCUGACGCUGAUCGACUUGCCUGGACUGACAAAAGUGCCCAUCGGCGACCAACCUGCCGACAUUGAGCAGCAGAUCAGGUCGAUGAUCAUGACGUACAUCACGAAGGAGUCGUGCCUCAUCCUGGCCGUGACCCCAGCAAACAGUGACUUGGCCAACAGCGAUGCCUUGCAGCUCUCCAAGGAUGCUGACCCUGAUGGUUUGCGUACAAUCGGCGUGAUCACAAAGUUGGACUUGAUGGACGAAGGCACAGAUGCUCGGGAUGUGUUGGAGAACAAGUUGCUGCCUCUACGUCGCGGCUAUGUGGGCGUUGUCAACAGGUCUCAGAAGGACAUAGACGGUCGUAAGGACAUCAAGGCUGCCAUGGCGGCAGAGCGCAAGUUCUUCCUCUCCCAUCCUGCCUACCGCCACCUGGCAGAGCGCUGCGGCACGCCUUACCUACAACGGGUCCUGAACCAGCAGCUCACCAACCACAUCAGGGAGACGUUGCCUGCACUCAGAGACAAGCUGCAGAAGCAGUACCUCUCCAUGGAGAAGGAGGUGGAGCAGUACAAACAUUUCAGGCCUGAUGACCCUGCUAUCAAGACCAAAGCUAUGCUGCAGAUGAUCCAGCAGCUGCAGAACGACUUCGAGCGCGCAAUCGAAGGUUCGGGCUCAGCUGCCAUCAACACAGCAGAGUUGUCGGGAGGUGCUAAGAUCAACAGGCUCUUCCAUGAACGCUUCCCUUACGAGAUCGUGCGCAUGGAGUUUGAUGAGAAGGAACUGCGUCGCGACAUUGCCUUUGCCAUCCGCAACAUCCACGGUAUCAGAGUGGGGCUCUUCACUCCUGACAUGGCUUUUGAUGCUAUCGUCAAGACACAGAUCGCACGUCUCAAGGAGCCAAGCCUCAAGUGUGUAGAUCUCGUCGUGCAAGAACUAACAAAUGUUGUCCGCACUACUGCCAUGAAGAUGUCGCCGUACCCGCGCCUGCAGGAGGAGACAGAGCGCAUCAUCACAUCGCACAUCAGAGAGCGCGAGCAGCUCUGCAAGGAGAACAUCCUACUCAUGAACGACUGCGAGCUCGCCUACAUGAACACUAACCACGAGGACUUCAUUGGCUUUGCCAAAGGCUCGACCGUGUCCGACGCCCAGCAGUCAUCAGAGUCUGGCAGUCAGAAGGCGCGUCACAAGCUCGGCAAUCAGGUCAUCAGGAAAGGCUACAUGAACAUCACCAACCUGGGCAUCAUGAAGGGUGGCGGCCGCGACUACUGGUUUGUGCUCACAUCUGAGUCACUCUCGUGGUUCAAGGAUGAAGAAGAGCGAGACAAGAAGUACAUGUUGAUGCUGGAUAGCCUGAAGCUGAAGGACAUCGAGCAAGGUUUCAUGUCCCGACGCCACGUCUUCGCUCUCUACAACCUGGAGAACAGGAACGUCUACAAGGACCACAAAGAGCUGCAGCUCGGCGUAGAGUCCCAGGACGAGCUGGACUCCUGGAAGGCAUCCUUCCUGCGCGCCGGCGUCUACCCGGAGAAAGUGUCUGAGCACGGCAGCAGCGAGGAGGGUUCGAACGAGACAAGUACGUCGAUGGACCCUCAGCUGGAGCGGCAGGUGGAGACGAUCCGUAAUCUCGUCGACUCGUACAUGAAGAUCGUGACAAAAACUACCCGCGAUCUCGUGCCCAAGAUCGUCAUGCACCUCAUGAUCAACAACACCAAGCAGUUCAUCAUGGGCGAGCUGCUGGCGCAUCUCUACGCCACUGGAGACCAGGCAAGCAUGAUGGAGGAGAGUCCCGAGGAGGCGCACAAGCGAGAGGAGAUGCUGCGCAUGUACCACGCCUGCAAGGAUGCGCUUAAGAUCAUAGGAGACGUGUCCAUGGCAACCGUCAGCACUCCUGUACCGCCUCCUGUCAAGGAUGACUGGCUUGGUGCUAAUGACAGCAUGUUAAGCCGUGGUGGGCCGCCGUCUCCUGGAGUGCAACGUGGGGGCCGUGGGGCCGGUGCCCCACUCCCUGCAGCAGCGGCGUCCCGCGCCCCACCUCCUGUCCCUGCUGGUGGGCGACCUGCCCCUGCUGUGCCCACUCGCCCCACUCCUGCCCCACCUGGCAGGCAGCAGCAAGGGCUGCCGCCGCCCCUCAUACCCUCACGCGGCCCUGGAGGAGGUGGUGGUGGCAGUGGUGGGAUUGCUGGCAUGCAGCAGCGCGUGCAAACCGCCGCGAUGACAGCGGCCGCUGGUGCUGCCGUCAACGCUGCCACCAACGAAAUCUAUUCCGCUUUUGGCUUCGGCAAGAAGUAAAACAAAAACUGAAGAUUUCGACGAUCGCAUUACCUGCAUUUAAAACUCACAGGAGUUCCAACAACUCUUUAAACAAAGGAUUCUGUAAGAUUUAAUCUCUACCGCCCGACGGUUAUCGCAACGAAGACCUCGAUCAGUCAUCUCCCGCUUUAUCCGUAAUAAACUCGCAUGUCAGCGCUCCAACACUUAACUUACAAUAUAACGAAUUAAACUUCUAGGCUUGAGUCUGUAAAAGAACUUACUUUCCAUUAGAUGAGUUUUUUUCAAAAACUUAAUUCGUCACACACUUCUCCUAUCGUAUGGAUGUGCAUAUUUGGUCCCAUUGGAAUACUGAGCUCAAUGUUUCUACUUCGAUGAGAAUAUUGUAGAGACUGGCAGCUCCAUCUUUAAAGUUCUGAUACACUGAGAACAAAGUACCGAGAUUACGUUAUUAAAAGUAGAGCAAUAUCGUUGCGUGUAUUCAUCUUUAUGAUUGUUAUACAUAAGGCAAUCUUCAUGCUUAUUGUUGUGAAACAUCUUGUUGUCCUUGUUCUUGUUUAUUGUGGUUGCCUCGGAUCUACGUCUGGCAGUUGUCGUUCUGAAAGUGUCUGUAGCGACUACUCGCUCUGAAAUUACUCAUACUCGUAAACUUUUAUAGGAGCAAAUGUGCUGAAAAUAGUUUGAAGGCACGGCUGAUAUUAAAGUUAUCUUAUUUGCGAUGAAAUUGUUAGAGAUAUGUCUUGUAUUUACAGAUGUCAUACAAUCAUGAAUGAUACUUUAAAAUUAUCGAUGGGAGUAUUCUAAAAAAAAGCCAAGGUUUUAUUCUUUCCUUUAGGAUUGAAAAAUGAAGAAGUUGUCAAAAAGUUUUUAGACUUUCUCCGGGUUGUAUAAGUUGCACAAAAACUUUUUGCAAGCUUGUGGUGGACGCGUUGCUGCCAUGUCAUACAAGAUUUGCAUUUUAUGGAAACAGCAAUCAUAGUUGUUUUCAUUUAAUUUCAAUUACGUUUGUGUUGCAUCGAGUUGUCUAUUUUUACUGAGCUGCGUCGACUCUUGGGAUGUAAGAGUAUGACUCGUAUAUAAGCGGACAAAUGAUAUCAGGCAUCAAAAGCGCAUGUCAGGCGGUGAAAAGGUCACUUCGGCAACAAAAAUACCAUGUAUUGAUAUAAAAUAUGGGUUUCUCCAAAUUGACCUUUGUUGUGAAUUUCAUAUAUCCACUUUUGUACUCUGAAGGUGUUUUCAAUUGCUGAAUUUAUGUCCACUGUUCUGUGACCUGGGAAAUGCUCUCUGGUUCACUAAUAUCUUCAUUAAAUCGUUCGUGGUUUCCUAUACGUUAGAUUUUUAGAUGCUACAGCUUCAUAUUCCUUCGUUUUAUGAGCUUAUGAGAAACGUCCGCUGAUAACACGUCCGGAGUUCUUGUCUGGUCGAUCGUUCAACAUUCCAAAGAUAAUAACUUACUCAAAGAGUGACGCAUUUCGACGAUAUUAUAGACGAACUGUCCAUUUGCGCAGGCAAAGUUCAGAAUUGCCUCAUUGAAGGGGAUCCUAUGUACAGACUCGUUAUAUCUAAACCCUAGUUUACAAUUAAACGUCGCGUCUAGCGACACACAUACCCGAAGUUGAUUAUCGAUUCCUGUGUUAUAAUUAUUAUUUGUAUGAGAAGUAUAUGUUACAGUGUAUUUUUGCUGUGUUGUGUAGACGAUAUAUAAAUUAUAAUAAUUACCACAUAGUGCAUGGCAUAUAUCUUAAGUUUAUUAAAUACAUUGAUGGCUUGUGCAUCGUAAGUGUGAUAGCUGACGCUGAUUAAUUGUUGCGUGGCCUGGCUUGCCGCAUAUCAAGAACUGCAUAUGUUAAUUAACCAUGUGUGCGUGUGUACAAAAUAUUCCGUAGGCCUGUUAUGUAAACGAAAAGUUUAUUAUCUACUCAUUACAACUCCCGACUCUCUUCUGUUCUUUCUAUGUCUUUACUUCUGUUAUCUUUCCAAGUUUUGAAUUGAUGAUAGUUAUCCUUUCCGUUGGGUUCAGUCAUGUGCACUUUAUAUAUAAUAUAUACUGAGCGACCAUGGUUUAUGACAGUCUAUUUACAAUCCCUAAUAAUAACGUGUGACCAUCACGACUCUCACUUGGCGCACCUCUUGCAUUGCGUCUAGACGUUUUAAUUAAUAUAGCUGCAUCAUUCGUACAAAUUCUGAUUCCUUUUAAAAACUGUGGUUGCCCCGUUUUUCGUGUCCUUAGCUGAGCCUUAUAAUAUAUUUUUGUUCCUAGGAGUCUUAUUUAACUCGUAUAUGUUAAGUUGACUGAGCUCGGCUUCUGAAGAACUCAUUUUGGCUCUCUAACGCUUCGACUUACUUUCCGUAAGUUCACUGAAUGUUUCCGUAUGUUUACUGAAUGUCGUUCAAAGUAUUCUGGUUCCUUCUCGUGUACCAACUGCCAUUAUGUCAAAUAUUCGCUUACCGGAUUACAGUUUCUUUAUCAAAUCGAACACUGCUUUUGGUCAUGAAAUAAAGGAUCCGGUGGAAAAAAAUGGGUACACCUAUGACCAAUGUGUUCGUAGUAAUGUCCCUAUAAGAGACGUACCGCUUAGCAUUCCUUGGAGAUAUUUAGUCCAUAAUGGAUCGCAUUCAUAAAACAAACUCAGUCCUUCGUGCAAGCAAAUUUCGGAUCUCGCCCCAUUGUAUUUUUGUGAUUUGAACUAAUAUUACGAUAAUCAACAAUCUCUUCAGGCGCUGAUUUUAAACUAUGCGUAUGUUCUAGCAAAAUAAAACUUGAAAUACACUAAGCCCAGAAGCAAGCUCCCUUUUGACCGCUUUGAAAUCGAAGGAGUUAGACAACAAUGUUGAGAGAAUAAGAUAUAUAGAAGUAGUCGCGUUAUGUAUAAGUACAUGCAGAAGCUUGAUUUGUUACAAAGCUUGUGUAUUAGAGUAGGAGUUGUUCACUUAUAUAAGCGUGAGAUGGCAUCGUUGCAUGUACGCACGUAACUAAUAGCUAAUGUUUCCAGUGUGCAGUGUUACACCCUUUUGUAGGCCAUUCAUUUAUUUGUAUACAAACUGCAACUUUCUCCCUUUACCCUCGAUUAUAUCUCGCCCACCUGCAUUCACAGAAAAAAUUGAUAUUCCGUCAGGUUUUUUAGGGCACGCGAGUCGAUAAUUUUUUUACGGUUGUUUUGACUGUUCGAGGACUUCUUUAAUAUCUCUAUUUAAACAAACUUAUUCCCGUCACCAAAUAUGUUUUUCAGGAAAUUAUUCAACGGAUUUCGAAUAUUUUGGGUAAACAUCUAAAUUCAUCUUAUUUCACUGGGAACCUUAUUUCAAAUAGGUUUCUUUCACCCGAACCUGCCUAAAUUCCUGUUAAUGAAAGUGAGCGAGUCUAACGUAAGCGUAGUUCUUAGCUGCGUGAGAGACGAGUCUUGUUCACUAUAGUGAACAAAACUGUCUAUAGACGCUCUAAGCCUUCGGCGUAAGACAGUUUCGUUGCCAUAGGACCAGCAGAAUAAUCCUAUAAAUCUUAGCAAAUGUAACACAAUAUCGUGUCAGAUGAAUGACUAGUGUAUGUCAACAAAUGCGGUAUCGAAUUUAUUUGAAGUUUAAUGGUAAUACACAACGUCAGUAAUAUUCCGAAACAACACCAUUCCGUAACCUUUUAUCCCACCAUGUGUAGGUACUAUUACGAUCUCCUUGUUGAUAAGAUAAUUAGUAAAUUAAAAACAGAGUAGUGCAACAAAAUGCAUUUCUUGCCUUUUAGUUUGAAGCAGCAAAGGGAUCGUAGAACACGCUUGUGAUGUUUCUAACUAAAGAGCGCUCGCGUAGAUCAAGGUCAGAUUCUCAACUUCCAGGAAAGUCGUAAAUGCGCAGGCCAAUCACAAUUCGUUUGUUGUACUAAUCCUGUUACUUGAAGAAGCUAUUCUUGAAUUUACGAUUUUGCUGGAAAAAUUGAGUAUAUCCGGCUUCUAAAAUAAUUACCGUGUUUAAUACUAGCCUCAAAAACUACUAUUAUUUCUAGAGUACACGUAUUCUCGUGUUGACGAGUCAUGUACUAAUUAGAACUUCUAUUUGAAUGUUAUAGUGUAUGUGAGUUGCAUAAGUCAAGACAUUCCCGUUGUUAAAGCUUAAUUGUUGCAUCUAAUGUUCUAUUCUUAAAGACUUCACGAGCUACUGCAGGACGGGCGGUCUGACUGUGUUACUAAUUUAAAAUUCAAUUUAACUCGGAAAUCAUCAUUGAUUCACACGAAUCCAUUCAAAAAAUCUAUUUAUGUUACUACGAUGAACACGAAUAUACAUUUUUUUGUCUUAACCGCAUAAAUGUAACGCAUAACCGCGAAGCGGAAGCAUUUUAUCGCUCACUAACAAAAUCUCGCUUCGAUCUUGAAACUCGACAGUUUUUAUUUCCCGUUAAUAUGCUUCAAUUGAAGUCGCCUUUCCAUUUGUGUGCGGACAUCAGUUUUCAAGAAGACGUUACGAUAACUACCGUUCAUGAGCUGAGGAACACGUACAUGCAACUGAUAAUUGUAUCAAAUAUACCUUGUAAUUGGUCCUGAAAUUUCACUCGGCUUGUAACAAAGAUUCCUUCGGUGCACGGAAUGGACUCUUGAAUGGUUAGUUUUCUGUCUGGCUCCAUCUUCUUCCUUCUGCCUUGUCUCACUCGACGUCGCUACUGCCAUUACAACAUGUUUUGUAUCCAACGCGCCAUUAUCUGCUGUGUCUUUGUUAAUCGUCAUUGCACAUGAGUUUUCCGUGUACUUUAGACCGCAUGUUGUUCUGUCACUGUUGGGUCUCAGACGGUUCAGCGUAGGUUAUGAUGGAUUUUUGACGUAUUUGGGAUUUUAUCCAUUGACUUGUGUUUCUUGUGGUGAAGUGUGUCUGAAAGUUGUCACCGAUGGUGUACGAUGAUGGUUGACAUAUCGCGUGAUCACGUCACUGCGCGUGUGUGUGGCAACAAUCCUAGUCGCUUAUUGAUCAAUCAUUGUUGCGGAAUCGGUGAAUAUCGAAAAAUAAUAAAAUGCUGAAGUUAGACGCCAAAGCUUCAGGCAUUAAGUUGAGAGUUGAUUAUUCGGUCACCUUGAAAUUGAUUGUUUUACGCGGCUUUUGUUUAUACUAUAAUUUCCAGCAAGAGAAUAUAGGUUUAGAGUCUAGGGUUUCAGACAUUCACUGCAAUGUAAUUUACCUACGUAUCAGCAAGGGUCAUUGACUGGACCUUAUCCGCCCUCUGGGUUGGGUGUCAGUCUACAACUUGGAGCAAGGCUUCAUUAUUUUUGAAAAAAAAAUACCGCAAUUGAAAUUUCCCAGUCUUCCUGUGUCCACCCUUUAUCUUAACUUGGAUAAUUCAUCUAAAUCUAAAUUCGGUGCCUGAUCGAAUCUUAAUAGUAACUUCUCGGUUUUGCCGGUCAAUUCACCAACAUGUGAAUAAGCGUACCUAUACCGAUUGUAAUAUUCAUCUUAAUGCGUUCGCGCAAGAGUCCAAUGGCUUAAUUAAUUAUUGUUAGUGGAACUCCAGCCAAACCCUAGUUUUCACUGUCAUUUUCGUUGAUGUAUUAUUGGACUCUGCACCGCGCACUCAGGCACCUUUCCCAACUCGUGUUUUAUGCUCGGAAAUUUUCCAGCGAUCAUCAGUUGUUCGAUAAACAGAUGUUCGAGUAUCAAGCAUGUGAUGAUUAUCGGUACUUUGACUGUUGAACAUGUUAUUGCUGAUGGAUGUAUGACGUCGGAAUUAUUUCCGAGUGUCUAACCCGAGGCUGGGCAUUUGCACUAACUUCUUACUAAUAAUUGCCAUCAUCAUCGGCCAACCAACGGCCAUUUAUGAUGCGGUUAUAAUUUACUGUACGGCGUUACUGGAUGUAUGUAGCUGAAACCAGUCUAUUGUUCUUCUCUCUUAAGCGAGUGCGUUCUGUAAUUGAGUAAAUGUUUAGCAGUGUUUCCCUUCAAUAUGGUGAUAGAAAUAAAAUAUUAUAGUAAA